Messenger RNA from Hypanus sabinus (Atlantic stingray), 4234 nucleotides. RefSeq names its product transmembrane protein 231 (gene tmem231). The coding region runs from base 90 to 1019 and encodes 309 amino acids. NCBI's taxonomy places the organism in Eukaryota, Metazoa, Chordata, Chondrichthyes, Myliobatiformes, Dasyatidae. The record is from RefSeq and is a predicted model, not a curated record. The transcript is spliced from 7 exons. Gene Ontology annotation, biological process: cilium assembly; regulation of protein localization. Gene Ontology annotation, cellular component: ciliary membrane; ciliary transition zone.
CUCCCGCCGGCAUCGGUUGCCCAGGGAAGCUAUGGUAACCCGCACACACCAAUCUUAAAAAAAACCUUUAUUGAAAACCCUCGUAAAAGAUGGCCAUUUAUGAAGUCUUUUCGCACCCCUCGCUAAUCCGGUACAGGACAAGCAUUUUCACUAAAGCAACGCUGUUUUUAUUGAUAGUUUUGGCGCUUACGUACAUAUCCCCACUUUUGGUUGCCUACAGGAGUCACGGGUUUUGGUUAAAGGUAAACACAUACGAAGAGCAGCCAAAUGUUAAGUUCCAGUACCAAGUUUUAAUGAUUGCUGCAACCAGUACAAGUGGUGACUUUGUGGCAUGGAGUACAUUUGAGAAUUUCAAUAAUCUACAAGGGGACCAUCUUCGAGUUCCAUUAGUGACAGCUUUAGAAGAAGACAUAAAUCAAGAUGGGAAGAUGGACCUUCUGAAUUUCCGCCUAGAGCUUCCACUGCAAUCAUCAGAGCAUGUGUACAGUGUACAACUUCUUUUGACCUUUUCAUACCAACUUUUUAGGAUGUCGACAUUCAUUAUGCAGAGCAUGGCAUAUAUCCACUUCUCAUCUCCCAUAUCUGGGGCUCAGCUUUCUGUGAUUGGUGACUUAAAGCUAUAUCAACGAGAGCCACUUAAACACAGAGGACUUGACACACGCUACAAUCUUUCAGUAGUUAAUGAUGACAGCCCAUUUGCAAGUUCCUUUGACUUGGCAGAUAUCACUGCAUCAUAUCAAGAUAGAAAUGUAACAACUAUUCUUGCCAAUCAGUAUGCUGUGUGGACUCCAGUGAGAGCUGCUAAUGUACCAUUUAUUAUUAAGGCAGUUGUGAAAUAUCCAGUGGAAAUUAUCACAUAUCGACCUGGUUUCUGGGAAUUGAUUAAGACUGCGUGGAUCCAGUAUGUCAGUAUUCUUCUUCUCUUCUUGUGGGUCUUUGAAAAGAUCAAGAUAUUUGUCUUUGAAAAUAAAGUAUUAACUACAAUAAUGAUACUACCAUUUAAGCAGCACCAGUCAUAAUCAAUUAAAAAGGACAGCUGGUAAGGAGUUCUGAAACCAUAAGAAGUAGUCAACAACAAUACUAUUACGUCUUGCCACCUGACGAGCGUAAAUUCAAACUUAUUACUUGCAUACCAGUGUGAACUGAAGAUUAAUUAAUCUUGCAAUCUGCAUCAAACAUUUGGUGCUAAUAUUCCACAGGAGGCUUCUUCCCCUUUCUUUCAUCUUGUAUUAUCAACAUACUGUCGUAUAGAAUAGUUCUCUAUCUUUUUAUUAAUUGCAUUGAUGUUUGAAAAUUGUUAACAUCCUACACAGAGCAAUGAUGGCAAACAACACUGACAAAUAAUUGUUUUUGCACUGCUAUGGUUCCACUUAUCACAGCAAUAAUGGUUCAUAAUUAUGAUACCUUUUUGUAUAUAAGUUACACGAUUGGAGAGUAAUUCCACAUUUCAUUAUCGGUAUUGAUUAGAUUACAAAAAAAUGCACGGAGCAGAAGAUUGAUGAUACUUUGUAUAAUACUUUAACUGAACGAUGUAUUUUUUUUUAGGUAUAUGUUGAUUUUAUGCUGUGGCUUUUAAGGCAGAAAUACACAGAAAUAUCGCAGGAAGGUAGAGAAUAUAGAACAACAGGGCCAGGUACUGGGAUAAGAGUUGAAAAUUUUUGGAAUUCUGUACCAUCAAGGGGUACAUAACUCCAAAAUUUUUAUCAAGAAUUCCAUUGAGAAGUUGAUGCUCAGUAACUGAGCAUGUGAACAGAUUCAGGGAGGUUCUACUGCAGUUGUACAAGGCCUUGGUGAGACCGCACCUAGAAUAUUGUGUGCAGUUUUGGUCCCCUAAUCUGAGGAAAGACAUUCUUGCCAUAGAGGGAGUACAGAGAAGGUUCACAAGAUUGAUUCCUGGGAUGGCAGGACUCUCAUAUGAAGAAAGACUGGAUCGACUGGGCUUAUACUCGCUAGUAUUUAGAAGAUUGAGGGGGGAUCUUAUUGAAACGUAUAAAAUUCUAAAGGGAUUGGACAGGCUAGAUGCAGGAAGAUUGUUUCCGACGUUGGGUAAGUCCAGAGCGAGGGGUCACAGUUUAAGGAUAAAGGGGAGGCCUUUUAGGACCGAGAUGAGGAAAAACUUCUUCACACAGAGAGUGGUGAAUCAGUGGAAUUCUCUGCCACAGGAAACAGUUGAGGCCGGUUCAUUGGUGAUAUUUAAGAGGAGGUUAGAUAUGGCCCUUGUGGCUAAAGGGAUCGGGGGUAUGGAGAGAAGGCAGGUACAGGGUUCUGAGUUGGAUGAUCAGCCAUGACCAUACUGAAUGGUGGUGCAGGCUCAAAGGGCCGAAUGGCCUACUCCUGCACCUAUUUUCUAUGUUUCUAUUCUGAACACAAGGGAUAAUAAAACCCUGGAUAACUGGGUGGAAAAGUGGAUAUGAGCUAAAGAAACAGCCAAUGCUUAAUUCAAUAGCAAGGUAAUGGGCCAUUCAGUCUGUUUUUCUCUUUCAUAAGUUCUUGUGUCUCUGGAAAUGCUAGAGAAGGAUUUCCUGUUUUAUAGAGUCAUUUAAGUCCCUGCAUAUUGAUUUAUUUUCAGAGUUUUGCAAAAUUGAGAUGUGAGCUAACUCUUCCCUGUGGUUCCAUUUUAUUAGUUACAACUGUGUUUGAUGUUUUAAAUAACUAAACAAUUUGGGCUUAAAGUCAAGGAAUCCUAGAAUGGAAUUUGGCAAUAUGUCCUCUUGUUUAUUGAAAUUGAAAUGAGAGAUUGAGCAUUGUUUGAAGUGAUAUAGCAGGGAUAGGAAUUUUGACCAAGCUAGAAGACUGGCCUUCAUAGCCUACUGACAUUCUUCACUUGUGUUUGGUGAUCAUCUUGAAGGAAAUAAAAGAAAUAUCACUCAGCCUUGUGUCAAAAUUAUUUCAAUUUUGUAGACAACAAAUGCAAUAAAAGUACAAAUGGAUGUCUGUCAAAGUCACAUUGAUUAUACUACAACUGAUCUCAGCACCUCAGCACACAGUGACAUUUGAUUGAAACAACUGUGAAAAUGAAGAACUAACUGAUGGCUUCUUGCUCAGCUGUGGCUCUGUAACUUGUCUAAUUGAUUUGGUUUACAGAUGAUGAAAAAAUAGAUGAGUGUUGCACAUUUACAGUUUCUGCACAGUAAUGGGAAAAGCUACAGAAAUAUUUAUUAGAUACAAUAUUUCCUAUCAAUGUUGAUGAGCUUUGCUCUCAGUCUGCAUUGAUAUAUGUUUUGUUAAUUUUCAAGGAUUUAAUUUUCUCUCAUUUGCCACUGACAAUUUAGAAUUGCUUUCAAUAAUGACACCAUAUAAAAAGUAUCCAUUUAAAAGUCUUAGUUGUAUUAUAAUUCUCCAACAUAAACAAUGUAGAACUUUCUGACUUCCUAUCAUCUCUCUCCAAUCCUCAUUUUUACUUCCUUGAUUACAAUAAUGGUUUAAGUUCAUAUGAACAUAAUUUCUGAUUUUAACUUAUAAUUUUUAAAUACUCAUUUACAAAUUAAAAUGUAAUCCAUUUGGGAUUCACUUUACCAGAUAUCAUCCUUUAAGUACAAUGAAUUAACUGAUAGUCCUAUCCACAAAACUUAUUUUUGUUUUUCUUCCAUUUUUAUUGGUUCAUAAUGGUAUCCCCAAACCAAUUUCCCUUAAUCGUCACCUUGAAAAAUAUAGUGAAAUAUAAAAUUAAACUGUUGUUUACCUCUGGCUGAAAAUUAAUGAUGGUGCAAUCAUUGCAGCCUGGGUAUUACCCCACACUUGUGGGACCUUAGGAGGUGCAACUGGAGAAAAGAGUUAACAAAUGUAAUUUUUAUUUAAUUUGCCACCAGUUUAUGAAUAUGUUUGGAUCUGUAGUGCUAUAACUGGAAAAAAUACAAAAAAUAUAAACCUUUGCAACAUUAAUCUUCAUUGUUCAAAAACCAAAGGAAAAUACUGAUCAAGGUACACAAUUCUGUCAGUGUGCUUCAAUGUGUAAAAAUGUACUGCUGGCCAAAAUGACAGUGGAUUGGACUGCUGAGUAUGCCUAGCAAAUAAUUGAGGGAAAAUGCUAUAUUUGUGUAGUAUUUAUGAAGAAUACAAACAAUAGCAAAACUAGCUAAAAUUUAUGCUUUUAUACAUUAAUUUUUGUUCUGUAUAAGAAUACAUUUUUAGGAUUUUCAGGUUGGUAUAUGUUAAUGCGUAAAAGCACAAUUGAGGGUUUAAAUAGUGAUGCAAAUCACUGAAAUUUUGCUUUCAUAUUAUAGGAAAUUGCAUG